CGCGCUCCCGGGGCGGGGCCAGUGACGCACCGGGGGCACCGACGGCGGAGGCAGGAGCGGUGGGAUCGGCGUGAUCGGCAUGGGGAAGCAGAAGAAGGCGCGGAAGUACGCGGUGAUGAAGCGCAUGAUCAGCCUCCGGGAUGAGCGCAUUAAAGAGAAGGACCGGGCGAAAGCCCCCGUGAAGAAGAAAGAGGACCCGAGCGCCAUCAAAGAGCGGGAGGUCCCCCAGCAUCCCUCUUGCUUGUUCUUCCAGUAUAAUACACAGCUGGGCCCCCCUUACCACAUCCUGGUUGACACUAACUUCAUCAACUUCUCCAUCAAGGCCAAGCUGGACCUAGUGCAGUCAAUGAUGGACUGUCUCUAUGCCAAGUGUAUUCCAUGUAUCACAGACUGUGUAAUGGGUGAAAUCGAAAAGUUAGGACAGAAGUACCGUGUGGCGUUAAGAAUUGCCAAGGACCCUCGGUUUGAACGCUUGCCAUGUAUGCACAAAGGAACCUACGCAGAUGACUGCUUGGUACAGAGGGUCACUCAGCACAAAUGUUACAUUGUGGCCACCGUAGAUAAAGAGCUCAAGCGGAGAAUACGAAAAAUCCCUGGAGUGCCUAUAAUGUAUAUUUCCAGGCACAGGUACAACAUUGAAAGGAUGCCAGAUGAUUAUGGAGCUCCUCGAUUCUAACCUGUCCAGCCAAGCCAUUGAUGCCAGGACUCUGAGCCAGGAUAAGGGUCCUUCUGAUUCCAACCCUCCUGCUUUCUCUUUUACUCAUAGGACCAUGGCUGACACUGAACUGACUUCUUAGCCUUGAUUUUCUAAGAAGAAGGUAUUUUGAAGAGUCUGGUUUUAUUCAUCCUUGUUCUGACUUGGUCUGAUUACCUAUAGCUGAGAGAAGCGUAUGGGAAACAGAGGGUGGCAGUGCCCAGAACAUACCUACCUCUGUCUUCAUUGGGAUCAUUGCAAAAAGUGAUUUCGGCAUUCUGAAUUAAAUACUGAUGAUGCAACUCUGGCUGAGAAUGAAACCACAGAAAUUUUAGAAGUUUCUUAUUGCUGUACCUGCAGUGGAACAGGUAUUUCUCUGGGGAGGUCCCUCACACCUGUUUCCUCAAACAAAUCAGAACUUGCGUUCUGGAGAAAAGACGUCAGAUCUGCACCAGUUGGUGGGCCUUCUCUGGAACAGCAAUCUAGAAGAUUUUGGGAAUUGAUGAUCUGGGAAUUGAUGGGCUUUUAUUCAGCUGUACAAUGAAUGAUGUUUGGUUAAGUGUCCUGCUCA
This is a messenger RNA of Manacus vitellinus (golden-collared manakin), 1265 nucleotides long. RefSeq names its product FCF1 rRNA-processing protein (gene FCF1). The record is from RefSeq and is a predicted model, not a curated record. The transcript is spliced from 8 exons. NCBI's taxonomy places the organism in Eukaryota, Metazoa, Chordata, Aves, Passeriformes, Pipridae. Bases 80 to 676 code for a protein of 198 amino acids. Gene Ontology annotation, cellular component: small-subunit processome; nucleolus.